This is a messenger RNA of Suricata suricatta (meerkat), 1507 nucleotides long. It is a transcript of the gene UBXN10, whose product is annotated as UBX domain protein 10. The transcript is spliced from 2 exons. Gene Ontology annotation, molecular function: protein binding. Bases 238 to 1083 code for a protein of 281 amino acids. The record is from RefSeq and is a predicted model, not a curated record. Lineage: Eukaryota; Metazoa; Chordata; Mammalia; Carnivora; Herpestidae.
CGCCUGCCACGAAGUCACCGGGCAGAAUGCUCUUCAGCCACGGACCACAGGCCGGGGCUCCCCUCCCCCCCUGGAGAGGAGCCAGGAGGCCCCCAACCUCAAGACCCGGCUGCCCGACCAACCGGAAGCACGCGGCCCCCUCCGGCGCGGUUGCCGGGGUGACGCGGGCUGUUUACCAGCGGGACUAGGCCGGGCAACCGUGGUGGAUGGAGCGGCGGCGAGGGGUCUUAAGAAGCAAUGGCCACGGAAGUCCCUGUGAACGUAGCUCCCCCUGAACACAACACUGUUGGCCGCACAGCAGCCGACAGCUUCAUCUGGCAGCCAGACUCCGUAAACAUGCACCUCACAAGGCCCAAAUCCGCCAAGGGACGGACGCGGCCGAGUCCGCACAAACCGCAGGACGCGGCACCGUGCUCCCGCCGCACGCCAGCUUCUCUGCCUCCGGCCAUUCCUUGCGAGUCGCCAAGCAGCCAGAAGCCAGGAGCCUGUGCCCCCAAAUCUCCAAACCCGGGAGCUCCCGAGGAGAUCCCUGAGCUGCUGCAACAGGUGCCCCUGGGGGCUUCCUCUUCCCUCAAUAAAUACCCAGUCCUUCCUUCCAUCAACAGGAAGACCCUGGAGGAGGGCGCCGUGGAAACGGUCGCUCAAAAGGCCAGCUCCCUGCAGCUGAGCCGCACCCAGGCUCUUUGCCGAGAGGAGAUGGGCACCAUGAAGACAAGCAAAGAAGAUCCCAGAGCUAGAGCUUGUUCCCCGGAGAGGAAAGCCAUCGGCCGAACCAGGAGACAGGCCCCCUGCAGGCCUGGAGACCUGGAGGAGCCACCAGAUGGAGAGCCGAGGCUGCUGCUGGCGGUCAGAUCACCGUCGGGCCGAAGGUUCGUUCGCCAUUUCCGGCCGACUGAUGACUUACAAACCGUUGUGGCUGUGGCUGAACACAGGAACCAGGCCACCUACCACCGCUGCAGGAUCGAGACGAUGGAAGUACCCAGGAGGUGUUUCUCUGACCUCACCAAGUCUCUGCAGGAGUGCAGAAUCCCCCACAAGUCGGUGCUGGGCAUCUCGCAGGAAGAGGGGGAGCCGUGGCCCUGAGCCCACAGCUACCCAGCGGGGGUCCUGGGUCUCUGAGUGACAUGCGUGGGUGCCUCCCAGGCAGCUCGGUUCCAAGUGCCACGGGGACCUGGUGCAGCUGUGACCCUUGGCGCUCCCUCUCCAUGGCAUCUUGUUUUGAUGCAGUGAAAUCCGCACAUGCGCCCAGGGCAGGGAGAAGGUUCUCCAGAUGUUCAGUUCUUUCCACCAGGGGAGUGAACUGGCAGGUUACCAGCGCUGUUCCCGAGACUGCUGUGACCAAGCCUUCUCCUCCCCAGAGUUCUGGGUCCUUCCAGGAGCGCCUGCUCGCCUUUACAAUACACUCUCGCUCUCUUGAAGCCCGUGGUUUGCCUUUCUGUAUUUGAUGCAGGAUUAAACACUUCCCAGAGAGGCUUCCAGUCUUGGUAAAUAACCAGGGCUCAAAAAA